Messenger RNA from Talaromyces stipitatus ATCC 10500, 1590 nucleotides. RefSeq names its product hexokinase, putative. The record is from RefSeq and is a predicted model, not a curated record. Gene Ontology annotation, cellular component: mitochondrion; cytosol. Gene Ontology annotation, biological process: glycolytic process; intracellular glucose homeostasis; glucose 6-phosphate metabolic process. Gene Ontology annotation, molecular function: glucokinase activity; D-glucose binding; ATP binding. The transcript is spliced from 2 exons. NCBI's taxonomy places the organism in Eukaryota, Fungi, Ascomycota, Eurotiomycetes, Eurotiales, Trichocomaceae. The coding region runs from base 1 to 1590 and encodes 529 amino acids.
AUGACAUCGUCGCUCGUUAAGGUACUGCAUCGCAUGCAGGAGCUCUUCCAUAACCUAGUCGCUGCCCUCGAAUCCGCCCUCUUUGGGGAAACUUCCUCUCGUCGACAGCGUUCUGUAUACGGUCAUGGUCGGAAGCGACGUCGCUCGCUCGACGAAUUGGCGCAGGAAGUUGAUCGGCUGUUCAAUGCACACCUAGACAUUCAGAAUAUGCUAGCCAUGUCCGCCAGGAUCAAAGAUCAGCUCCGGUCAUGCUUGCAAUCGAACCCUUCCUGCAUGCUUCCGUCGUACAACCAUGCUUUACCUACGGGUAAAGAAACGGGCACUUUCCUAGCAUUGGAUGUGGGCGGGUCGACUUUCCGUGUUGCCCUAAUUGAGUUGAGUGGUAGAGAACACGGCAUGAAAAUUGUUAGCUCGACGUCGAUGGUCAUUGAUGAAGAUGUCAAGGCGUUGCAGGGUACAGAUUUUUUCGACUGGAUGGCAGAGCGUAUUGAUAAAUUCUUGACUGGAGUAGACGCGAAAUACGGCCGGGAAGAGGCUCCCUUGUCAAUUGGACUGUCGUGGUCAUUUCCUGUGGAUCAGACAUCCGCCAGCAGUGGAAAUAUUCAGGGAAUGGGUAAAGGGUUCCGCUGUUCGGACUCGGUACUGGGACAAGAACUAGGCGGUCUGAUUGUGUCUUCGUGCCAGAAGCGUUCGUUGAAUGUUCGCAUGGAUGCUAUUGUAAACGAUAGCUCUGCUACUCUGCUGACACGUGCUUACGUCGACCCCAAGACUCGCAUGUCGCUUAUUCUGGGGACCGGUACGAAUGCGGCUGUUCACUUUCCUGUUCAUGAGAUCGGUCUCGCCAAGUUUGGCGCCAGGCCUCCUGGUUGGUUUGAUCGCGCGAAACAUGUCAUUAUCAACACCGAAUUGAGUAUGUUUGGUGGAGACUUCCAGCCCUUGGAAUAUAUGAUUACCGGUCGCUAUCUCGGCGAGAUUGUGCGAUUGAUUAUUGUUGAAGCUGUUGAGACAGCGUCAUUGUUUGGUGGUGAUUUGCCUCAUUCGAUGAAGGAGCCGUAUUCGUUAGACACGGCGAUUGUUGCAUUUAUCGAAGGCGACACUUCUCCAUCACUAGCUCCAUCUGCAGCUCUCUUACAGAAGAAUCACACUUUCUCUGCUACGCCAACAGUAGAGGACCUCAAGUUCAUCAAACACGUCUGCAAAUGCGUGUCAAACCGGUCUGCCGGUUACUUGUCUACUGCCAUCUAUAGCAUGUGGUGUUUGCGUAAUGAGGCUGAGUUUCCGGUUGGCUCGAUGACCGAAGCCGUCAAGAAGAUUGAGCCACAGGAGGUCACCGUUACGGAGUUGGAGCAACCCACCAAGACUUUGAGUAUUGCCUGCGACGGGAGCGUGAUUAACAAAUACCCCGGCUUCCGUGACCGGUGUCAAUCAUACCUCGACAUUCUGACGCGGGAGAGCGCCGACGCAGGCACUCAAGCCGAAGACAAUCCUUCAAUCACCUUGGAACUUGCUCAUGAGAGCGCCAUUUUUGGCGCUGCAGUAGCAGUUGCAAUUGCCGUUACAGAGCGGGAGUCCCUGAUCUUGUCACGUUAA